Molecule: messenger RNA, 747 nt
Organism: Rhipicephalus microplus (southern cattle tick)
Lineage: Eukaryota; Metazoa; Arthropoda; Arachnida; Ixodida; Ixodidae
Source: RefSeq, a predicted model, not a curated record
AUGGACAUCGACAGGAUGAAGCGCAAAAGGGCCGUGGUGCGAACGUCAACAACAAAGCUGCUCAAUGACAUCGCUACCAUGGAGGACGACGCGUCACUCGUAAAGCUGCCAAAACUAGAGAUAGCAAAGUUCAACGGCGAGCUUCGACAGUGGCAAGGCUUUUGGAGUCAGUUCGACACGACAAUAAACGCUAACCACCACCUGUCAAACGUGGACAAGUUCAAGUACCUGAACAGUUACUUAACAGGAAAAGCAGCGGCUGCCGUUGCGGGUCUUGAUUUGUCCGACGGAAACUACGAAGUUGCUCUCUCGCUGUUAAAGGAAAGGUUCGGUCGUAAAGAAGCCAUAAUCGAGGAUCACAUGUCCAGACUGCUCAAUAUCAAGUCAGUGCGUGACUCGCGGAACCUCAGCCAACUUCGGAGCCUCGUUGACGAAGUAGAGAGAGGUGUACGGAGCCUCACUUCUCUUGGCGUCGGUGUCAGCACGUACGGAGCUCUGCUCCUGACAGUAGUAAAGAAGGCGGUGCCUGCGGACCUUCAUCUCGAAUACUGUCGACGAAAGGGCGCUACUACAGGAGGCAGUGAACUGGAGGCAUUUGCGCAUUUUUUGAGAGUCGAGGUAGAGGCACGGGAGAUUAUACAGCGGGCCGAAACACCAAGGGGCAUGUGUGUAGAAUCGUCUGUCGAAAACCGUAACAGCACCUUUAAGCGGCGAGAAUGUCUUCAGCCGCUGCACUGCAUACCAUGA